AUGGUGGGCAAGGAAGGGCCACUCAAGGAAGCACAUUUUAGGAAACUGCCAACGGAGCCAGCUUAGGUUCUCCAAACUGCUUCGACUGUGGCAAAAGCUGCCGAAUCGGCCUUCGGACCUCCUGGAAUUCACCUUCGCAUGUACAGCCAGAGAAGCUGUCAUUACAGCUAG
Molecule: messenger RNA, 171 nt
Organism: Galeopterus variegatus (Sunda flying lemur)
Lineage: Eukaryota; Metazoa; Chordata; Mammalia; Dermoptera; Cynocephalidae
Gene: RPH3AL-AS1
Exons: 2
Source: RefSeq, a predicted model, not a curated record